AUGAUCUCCGCGAUGAAGAAGGAGCAAGCGGAGGCUAUCGCGGACGCGAGGAAAGAACGCGACGAGACGACGGCGUAUCUCGAGUCGGAUCGCGACACGAAAGUCUCGAAAGCGCUCGCGGAGAAGGAGCGCGAGGUGUCGAAAGCGCUUCGGGAGAAAGAAGCCGCGGUCGCGGCGGCGGAGCACCGCAUGCAAGAGGCGAUCGACGAGGCGAACGAGCGCGUGCAAAAGGCGAUGGACUCCGAGAGAGACGCGCGGUCGAAAAUCGGAGACGUGAAGAAGGCGCUCGAGGCGUCCGAGUCGAACGAACGCCGCGCGCGCGGCGAGGCGGACCGCGCGCUGUCCGAGAUUUCCAUCCUGAAAGAACGCCUCGAGACGUCGCGCGCGCAGUACACGGAGCGCCUCAAGGAGUACAUCCUUCAAGUCGGCGACUUGGAACGAGGCGCGCAGGUGCUCGGCGCGGGGGGCGGGCAGACGAGCGACCACGUGUUACGCCCGAGCCACCUCUACGAAGCCGCGCAAGCGCUCGCGGUCGACUUGCACAAGGCGUCGUCCGAGCAAGUCGCGGACUACAGAAGGCACACGGAGGAGCUCCAGGCGAAGCUCACGAAAGCUCAGCGCGAUUCGAGGGCGUUGCACGCGGGAUACCGAGCGCUGCGGCAUCGCUUCGAGGACCUCUCCCCCGUGGACGUCGGCGAGGGCGUCGUCGAGAUGCAGCACGUCCCGCACGAGGACCAGUUGUGCAUGGACGGCGUCCCGCCGACGCCCGCGGAGGCGCAGGACAUCGACGCGCGCGGCCUCGCGGCGAAGCUCGCGGAUUUGAGGGAGGAAAACGCGCGGCUGAACCAGGCUGUGCGCCUCGCCGCGCUCGACGGCCGCGGCCCGCUCGCGCCGAGCGUGAAGAAGGCGGCGCAGGACACGGACGCGGGGAACGACAUCUUGUUCUUCGACGCGGACGCGACCAAGCCGGACAAGACGAGAGGAAGAGUAGAUUCCUUCAACGACCGCGGCGGAGGGAACAGCGCGGACGGUCGGCAUCACGUCCCGUUGGACAACGAAAACGCGCGCCUCCGCGCGGAGAAUCACAAGCUCUCGCAGAUGCUCGACGGAUUGAAACAAAAGCGACCGGGCACGGGCGAGGAGGAGCUACGACGCGAGAACGCGAAGCUCAAGGUGCAGCUCACGACGAUGGGCAACAUGGACAAAUCGCGCGCGCAGCUCGCGCAGGAGAUUGGCGAUCUGAAGGACCAGCUCGCGCAACUGGAGGCGGCGCAAGCGCGCGGGGGGAACAACCGAACGAACUGGCAAGAGCAGAGAAACGCCAUCAAGGAGUUCACGGAUAAAGUUCAGGCGGACCUCGAACGCGAGAACCGCCAGCUCGCGACGAGAGCGGCGAUGGCGGAGGAGCAGAUCAAAGAGAUCAACGCGUACAUGGCGCAGAGUACUCUGGCGUAUCAAAAGGAAAUCAUGCGGCUGCGGAGCAUCAUCCAGGCGACGGCGCCGGAGCGGUUGAGGACGCCGCUGGGCGGGGCGUUGAAGCCGGGGCAACACGUCGGCGGCGGCGAAGGGUUCGGCGGCGGCGGCGGCGGCGGCGGCGGCGGCGGGUUGGGACCGAAGCCGCCGAGCCAGGCGCCGAGCCAGAGCACGAGCAGACGGUCGUCGCCGAUGACGGAUGCCAACGGAAGAGAGCGGUCCGCGUCGAGAAGGGACAAGUUCGGUCUUUGAUAUGUAUAACUUAUAUAACUUAGUCCUAUC
Molecule: messenger RNA, 1755 nt
Organism: Micromonas pusilla CCMP1545
Lineage: Eukaryota; Viridiplantae; Chlorophyta; Mamiellophyceae; Mamiellales; Mamiellaceae
Exons: 1
Coding region: 1-1725 (574 amino acids)
Cellular component (GO): cytoplasm
Source: RefSeq, a predicted model, not a curated record